Anisakis simplex (herring worm) is the source of this 888-nucleotide messenger RNA. The record is from the annotation of a GenBank genome assembly. NCBI's taxonomy places the organism in Eukaryota, Metazoa, Nematoda, Chromadorea, Rhabditida, Anisakidae.
UUUGCCGUUCUCUUUCAUACGGCUAACAACCCACCGAAGGCCACCACCCCGGGGAGUAAACAGCAAACCGGUGCGUCCAAUUCAGCGGCAAAAUUAACCACAGUUGAGGAGGCGUUCGGCAUUCUGUCGGUUGGUUUUUUACGUGGUGGUAUUGGUGGUUUCUUGAAGAGUGGUUCGGCUGCAGUGACUGGUGGACAGAAGGAGAUACGAAUUGGAGUGACAUUAGGAUAUAUUGAACUCAUCAAAGAAUUAGGUUCCCUAUGGCUCGAGAAGAACAUGUUAAUGGUGUUAAGGCAUCUGGUGGAAGUGAUCGCAAAAUGUGGACCACUUGCAUAUACAAAUAAUCCAGCUCAAGCAGCCGAAGUGGUUUAUAUGCGUCGAUGUAUUGGCUACAUUCUGAGGUGUACGAUGGGUGCAAUGUUAAGUGAACAAGCACAGAUUGCUGUUUGUAAGCAACUGGGCGCCAUUCUAGCCGACUGUAUCAAUUCGUUUGAUUAUAAUCCCGAUCCGGGUGUCGAUCGUGUGCUCGGUCCAGAAGCGUACGCAAGCGCACAAGCAUCGAUCACAAUACUUCUGGAGAUAUCGUGUUUGGUUCGACAAAUCGGUACGGCUGUGACACCCUUAUUUGUUGAAGCAUCAGGUAUAAUGGAACCGAUAUUCGCGUGUUUGCUGCAUCCAAUUCAAGCAACUCGUGUGGCUGCAGCAUGGUGUCUGCGAUGCGCUACGAUUAGUGUACCGUCGCAAUUGACACCGUUGAUUGAUCGGUGUAUCAGUAGAUUGGAGCAUAUGAAAGUAUGUGGAGAUGCGAUAAGUGGUUACUCGCUAGCUUUGGCAGCGCUUCUAGCCGGAUCGUCAGAUUGUAAAUUGGGUAUUCCGAAUGGCAAAUCA